Frieseomelitta varia is the source of this 3075-nucleotide messenger RNA. RefSeq names its product Kv channel-interacting protein 2-like. Bases 715 to 1470 code for a protein of 251 amino acids. Lineage: Eukaryota; Metazoa; Arthropoda; Insecta; Hymenoptera; Apidae. Gene Ontology annotation, molecular function: calcium ion binding. The transcript has 5 exons. The record is from RefSeq and is a predicted model, not a curated record.
AGAUCGAUCGUUCGAUCGAAGCGACGACGAGAUCGCAGUCGCGAUCGUACGCUUGUAAAUCGGCAACGGACCGGUGUUUGCGGUCAAUGAAGGCACGUAAGAGCCGCGAGAAAAGUAAGUUCACCAAUCAUACAGGCCGACUGUAGUGCCGCUCGAGUUUCCUCUCCGAUAAUCGGUGCAGGCCAGUCGAUACGCCGUGGAAAGAGAUCCUCCUUGAGACGAAGGGAUUGACACAGCCCAGGCCCGAACGAAACCUCCCCCUUUAUCGCGACUUAACCGUACGUUGCGGUGUGUCAGUGCUAACAGCUGCCAAAGAUGCAACGGCAAGGUGCGAGACUCGCUCAGACAGAGAGAGAAAGAAUAACAAUUCUCCUCCUUGUUUUGCCCCGUUGACGACUCCUCUUUUGAGAGAUAGCACCUUGGAAUACAUAUACAUAUAUAUAUGCAUUCAUACGACUUGUCGUAGUUGGUCCGCUUAGGGAACCGACCGAUGCGACCACGCUCUCUAUUGCCUCUCUAAACGUCGCGUCUCUUUCUCACCUUCUUUCCAUCUCUUUCUCGCCUUCUCUCUCUUUCUCUCUUUUCACUUGCGUAUACAAACGCAGAUCUCCAGAUCUCGCGCUGUCGUUUUUAAUCGACAAAUGCUCUGAAAGCGGAAUCGCAAAGUGGGGUGGAUACAGGGUAGGAGCUCUCCCGUUGCUAUGGUGACCCCGGAUGCCCGGGACCAGAGCUGCUAGUGGAAUUACACAGUGCAGAGGCAUACACGUCUAUAAUGUGUAUAAUAUAAAAGCCAAGUUUGAAAGCGCACGGCCGUGUUUUAGACGAUUCUCGACCGACAACGAGGGCGAACUUGAAGAACUCGGGGGCGUUUUAGGGGGUUCCACCGCCGGUGCGCUUGCCCUCGGCGGCAGGCACAAGCCGGAAGAGCUCUCCACAUUGGCGGCCAAUACCAGGUUCUCCAGGAAAGAGAUACAGCUUAUCUAUCGCGGAUUCAAGCAGGAAUGUCCUACGGGUCUCGUCGACGAGGAGGCUUUCAAGCAGAUCUUUUCACAGUUUUUCCCUCAGGGAGAUGCCAGCCAGUACGCCCACUAUGUCUUCAACACCAUGAAGAGAAAACCGUCUGGGAAAAUAAGCUUCGAGGAAUUUCUGACCAUCUUGUCGAAAGUUUCGAGAGGAUCGGUGGAGGAAAAACUUCAGUGGAUAUUUGGGCUUUACGACCUCGAUGGAGACGGACUGAUCAGUAAAGAGGAAAUGCUGGACGUGGUUGGUUCAAUCUAUGAGAUGUUGGGUCGUUACACUCAGCCACAAAUAGUUGAGCCGCAUUUGGCUGCUCGAGAACACGUCGAUCGUAUUUUCCACUUGAUGGACGCAAAUAAAGACGGCGUGGUGACAAUCGAGGAAUUAGUACAGUGGUGUUCCAAGGAUGAACAACUCUUGCGGAGUCUCGACACUCUCGACACUGUCUUAUGAGAUCUUUGCGAUUAUUUAUUGUAACCCUUACACAAUCCCCAAGAAAUUUGUCAGAAAUUUCCCUGAAAAUUGUGACGCAACGUUCGUACGAGUUCCGUGGGUAAUUUCUAGAAGUUCGAUUCUAAAUAUUUAACGAUUCACAGAGGAAAUUGAGUCUCGAUCGAAAGUGCUCGUCGAACGUUGUCUGUAAAUAUGUAUUUACCCUUCCUACCCAGUCUUUCAAGCGUGUUAUCGAAUGCACGAUGAAAUUAACAGUAUUAUCAGACAUCAUAUGUACAAUUCCUUCUCGCAUCGCGCACGUAAUCCUUAGGCACUUAACAGAUUAUUCGAUUGUUGUCGCGCGAUCGUGUAAAUUUUCAGAAAAAUAUUUCAGCUACGGGAGAAAAAAAAAAAAAAAAAAAAAAUGAAGAAGACGAAGCUUGUUCUAUUUCAUUGGCGCGGAUUCGAUAUAAUUCAGAGGGAACUGUCAGGUGGUAGGUAACGCGGAAUUGUUACUUAAAAUCGACGCGUCGGGAACACAAGUCGGUCUCCAGAUUCGUUAAAACGGAGACUGAAUUCUAUAUUCAAACGUAAUAUCUAUAUCUUUGGUAAAGAAUGGAUUUUAACGAUUUUACCACCGAUUAUGCUAAUAACAUUUCUCCGCAAAAUUCGCAAAGCGAAAUAAUCUAUAAUACGUAUUUCCUAAACGUCUAUAUUUCUUCUAAACUCCACUUUUCCUCCAUUUCGCGAGUUGAUGAAAAAUUUGAUGCUCGUCCUUUUAGAUGAGGUUUUCGUACGAUGCAGAAGUACGAAAGUAGUUUCACUUUUUCCCGACCGUUAAUAAAUUAUGUCUAAAUACGAGAAUAAUGUGUAAGUACGUACUUCGAUACUGACCACCGUUGUGGCGGUCAAGUGCGAUUUAAAGAUAUUUUCAAGGAGCUUCGACUAUUGUCCAUCGUUCGGGUCGUUUUCGUGUCUUGUUAUCUUUGCAGCGAAUGAUUUAGCUACAGAGAUUCAUCCGAAACUUUUACAUUCUACAGAUAAAAAGGAAAUUACGUCUAUGGCUAUUACAGAUAAUAAUAAGCGUUCAGGACAAGGAAUUGGAGUAGGGAAGAGACAGAGUUUAUUCAGAGUUUAUUCCGAGUUUCAAGAUCGUUAGAUUCAGGCAUAUGCGAAUAACGUUUGACAAUCGUUUUAAUCUUACCUCUCGUACGUGUGAACGUACGAAUAUAGACGUUUCCUUCGAUCUCGCCUUAUGCUCUUGAAUAUUUCCAGACACGUUGGAAACAUGGCAAGAAUUGUAAGGUCCACAAAUCGAUACCUUAGUUACAUAAACUUAUUGAUAAAACAUUCGCAUAUGUCUACCCUCUUUAUAGAUUGUAGAUUUAACGAUACCUCCAAAGACCCAUGUACGAUGGAAAACGUAGUUAGUGACCCGUUAAUAGCGUAUCGUAGUACCCUCGACCAAUUUAAGAGAAACGUGGUCCUCUAAGAUCAACGCCUCGUGUGAUUCUCUCGUACCUUAUUAUAUUUAUUAUUACUAUCACAUAAAAGAGUAUUGUUAUCAAUCUUACUACUUGUCUUCUAUCAAAUUGAAGCAAGAUAAUUGCGCGUGAAACUGUUGAG